AUGGAACAAGACCGUUCUCGUUACACUCGGUACAUCUCACAACAACGGCGGCCCUACGCCAUCCUUUCACCACUUUACAGCUUCCGCUACACCGGAAACACGGCAAGAAAAAUAACAUGCCGUAACUAUCACAAGCACCAUCUCCAUCUCCGUCGCAGCCUCCAGCAUUCUUUAUCGAUAUCCCACAAAUCAAACUUAUGCGGCGAAGGGCCUCCGUGUUUCACCGUCGGAGCUUCUUUAGGAUCUGUGACAGGAACAUUCACUGGAUUCUGGGGCAAAUAUCCCGUGCUCCGAUAUCUUUUUCUCCUUUGA
This is a messenger RNA of Microthlaspi erraticum, 312 nucleotides long. Lineage: Eukaryota; Viridiplantae; Streptophyta; Magnoliopsida; Brassicales; Brassicaceae. The record is from the annotation of a GenBank genome assembly.